Molecule: messenger RNA, 1573 nt
Organism: Lontra canadensis (Northern American river otter)
Lineage: Eukaryota; Metazoa; Chordata; Mammalia; Carnivora; Mustelidae
Gene: UBE2F
Product: ubiquitin conjugating enzyme E2 F (putative)
Exons: 11
Coding region: 439-996 (185 amino acids)
Biological process (GO): protein neddylation
Cellular component (GO): nucleus
Molecular function (GO): NEDD8 transferase activity
Source: RefSeq, a predicted model, not a curated record
CGCCGCCCGGAGCCGGUGCGGCUGUGAGGGGCCGUGUGUCGCCGCCGCCGGCCGGCCGGGCAUGGUGUUGGGUGCCGGGCCCGCCUCACCUGUCUCGGGGUGCCCAGGUGACCUGGCCUGAUGUUGCCACUACAGGCAGGAAUGCCAAGUAAAUAUGACUUGAUGAUGAGACCAGUAAAUUGCAUGCAGGAAUCUUUGAACAGCCCAAGAGCAAGUCCCACCCAGAGGAGGAACUAAAUGGACUAAACCGGCCGACUGGGACUUGCGGGAUAAAGAAACUGAGCAUGCUUUUCCGUGCAGCUCAUCUUGUCAGCAGAAAUGCUGCCCUAACACUGUGUACUCCACAGUCAAGGGGCAGCUCUGGGGCCUUCUAUGGGUGAAGCACUGCACGGAAGGAAAGGAGAAUCCUGAAGCAACCGCAGGGUAAAGGUAGCAGUAAUGCUGACGCUGGCAAGCAAACUGAAGCGGGAGGACGGUCUCAAAGGGUCCCGGACGUCAGCCACGGCCUCCGACUCCACUCGGAGAGUGUCUGUGAGAGACAGGCUGCUUGUUAAAGAGGUUGCGGAGCUUGAAGCUAAUUUACCGUGUACAUGUAAGGUGCAUUUUCCUGAUCCAAACAAGCUACAUUGCUUUCAGCUAACUGUAACCCCAGAUGAGGGUUACUACCAGGGUGGAAAAUUUCAGUUUGAAACUGAAGUUCCUGAUGCAUACAACAUGGUGCCUCCCAAAGUGAAAUGCCUGACCAGGAUCUGGCACCCCAACAUCACAGAGACAGGCGAAAUAUGUCUAAGUUUACUGAGAGAACAUUCGAUCGACGGCACUGGCUGGGCUCCCACAAGGACAUUAAAGGAUGUUGUUUGGGGAUUAAACUCUUUGUUUACUGAUCUUUUGAAUUUUGAUGAUCCACUGAAUAUUGAGGCUGCAGAACAUCAUUUGAGGGACAAGGAGGACUUCCGGAAUAAAGUGGAAGACUACAUGAAGCGUUAUGCCAGAUGAUAGGAGGAGGAGACGGUGGGGCUGUGGACUGUGUGUUGUAGGCUUGUCUCCAACCUCAACCAAGAGGGAGCUCCCCCUCCCCAGUCCUCGUGCUCCCCUCAGACCCACAGGGUCAUCCACAUCCUGUGACCAUGCUGUCCCGAGGAAGAACCUCUUCACGACUGCCCAUUGUAGAUGGAGAGUCCCACAUAAAUACAGCAAGAAAAUGUGUUUGGGGUUCUAAAGAGUUGUCUGCUUCCCUUAACAUGUUUACUUUUUGGAAACUGUACUGUAUAGGCUAUUGAUGAGAUUCCUGAAAAGUUGUAACGAACUCAGAAUUGAGGCUAGCGCUUGCUUCUCCCCCUUUUCUCAAAGUCCUUCCCUGCACAAGUGAUGCUGAUGAUGUGCUCAGUGUAGCUCGAAGAGGGGCAAUAAGAAACCCGCUACAUACUGUGAUUGGAUGCACAUUCUCUUAGCUCCUCCCACGGAUGUUGGCCCUGCCUAGAUGUUGUGAAGCUUCCCAGAAUGCAUAGUCAUUCACUGUAGAUCUCUUACUGAAAUGCGUAUUUUAUUUAAUGUAAGUAUAUUUUGGAACAGA